This is a messenger RNA of Funneliformis caledonium, 2145 nucleotides long. Lineage: Eukaryota; Fungi; Glomeromycota; Glomeromycetes; Glomerales; Glomeraceae. The record is from the annotation of a GenBank genome assembly.
AUGAAGGAUAUAAAGGACAUUAAAACGUUAAAUGAUAUACUCGUGAAUGAUGGAAAUUAUGAAUCAACAUUAUCAUCACGGUCGUCUUCGUCAUCUUCAAAUACGUACAUUCCGACAUCAAAUCAUUCAUCGACCUCAACUUCAAAUCCAAUUUCAAUUCCACAAGAAGAAGAAACAAUAAAAAUUUCAACAGAAUAUGAACGGGACAUCAUUGAAUUACAUAUACUUAAAUUACAUGAUCCGUCAAUUAUUGACAUGUUGGAAAAACAAUUGUGUAAGGUUAAUGGUAUAGAAAAUGUCGAGAUUGAUUUUGCGACAGGAAAUGCUAUCAUAAAUUAUAAUAAAAAAUUCUUGGGUACGAGAGAUAUACAAGACGUGAUAUCGGAAUGGAAAAGAUCAUUUUAUUAUUCCCUAACAUUUACGAUACCCAUACUCGUUAUUUCAAUGAUAUUACCGAAAUUUGAAUGGGGGUUAAGUAUCAUUAACCUGGAAUUAUUUCAUGGAUUAUUCGUUGGUGAUUUGGUCUCGUUCUUAUCAUGUUUGAUCGUACAAUUUGGAAUCGGAAAGAAAUUUUACAUUGCAACUUUUAAAGAGAUUAGAGAUGGAAACUUUACAAAGAAUUUAUUGAUCGUAAUCGCAACUUCCAUCGCAUUCUUCUUUUCUUGUUAUUCAAUGAUUGAUUCAAUUUUUAAUGAUUUGUCAUCCACACGCCCUUUGAUAAUGUUUGAUACAUCCGCCACCUUAAUAACAUGCGUUGCAUUAGGUAAUUAUUUAGAAAAUGUAGCAAAGAGAAAUAGUUUAGAAUAUGUAACCGGUUUAUUAUCACGUAUACCGAAAUCAACAACGAUCCUUCACUUCAAUGGAGAGAUAACAGGGGAAAAGAUCAUACCUACGGAAUAUUUACAAGUUGGUGAUGUAGCAAAAAUAUCACCAGGGAUGAUAAUUCCGGCCGAUGGAAAGGUCAUCUCUGGAUUAUCCGACGUAAACGAAUCGAUGAUCCUGGGAAAGCCACCCGGACAAACGGUAAGAAAGGUUCGUCGUGGAGAUGAUGUAAUUGGUGGAUGUGUUAAUGGAUCGGGAAAUUUUGAAAUGCAAGUCGUUCGUGUAGGAAAUGAUAGUAUAUUAUCACAAAUCAUUAAAUUUGUCAAAGAUUCACAAGUGACGAAUCGAUCACCAAUCCCGACCUAUGCAUAUAAAUGUUUUAUCCUUGGAAUCAUUACGUUGGGAAUAAUGUUAUUUACUUUAUGGGUGUUCACCAAUUUAGAAAUGUACCUUAAUUUAAGCAUUUCCAUCUUAAUCCUUCCUUGCUUAUCCCUCAUCUCGAUUGAUGUUAGAGUUGGCAGUGACAUUGGAGCUCGAAAUGGUAUUUUAAUUAAAGGGAAACGAGCAUUCACUCAAGGUACUAAAAUAACAAAAGUUAUUUUCAAUAAAACCGGAACAUUGACUCAAGGAAAGUUUGAUCUAGCACAUUAUGAACUCAUGAAUGAAGGUUUAAAGGAAAUCACACCAGAGAUCUUUUUUACAUUGAUCGGAGCCGUAGAAUCAUUAAGCGAACAUCCGAUAGGAAAAUGUAUCGCUGAUUAUAGUAAACAAUUAUUAAAAGGAGAAUGCGAUGAUGAUGUUGAUGUUAGUAAUUUCGAAUAUAUAACCGAAAGAGGAACGGGAAUUAAGUGUGAUGUAUUGCUUAAUACUUUCUCGUAUUUAUCGUUUUAUAACACAUCGAGAUCGUAUAAGGUAUUGAUUGGAAAUAUUGAAUUUAUUUCAAAACUUCAUCGAAUUGAAAUACCUAAAUCCGCUUUAUUAAUUAAAGAAAACCAAGAAUUAUUAGGUAGAACGAUAGUAUUAGUAGCCAUCAAUAAUACAUUUAUAGGAUUGUUGUCUUUAUCAGAUUUGAUUAAUCCUGAAACGAAAUUGACGGUUGGCGCAUUAAAAUUCAUGGGAAUAAAAGUUGCCAUGAUAACGGCCGAUGAAAGAUUGACCACACAAACGAUCGCCUCUCAAUGUGGCAUAGAUGAAAUCUAUUUUCAACUUUCAUCAAAGGAUAAAAUAAAUGUCACUCGAUCGUUACAGUUAACUGAUAAUAUAGCGAUGUGGAAGUUUAAUCGAUGUAGUUGCUUCUUUGGACUUGUCAAAAAAAGUAUUUAG